GGUAAUUCUGAAUGUUCAGCACAGUUUUCAGGCAAAUACGACAUAUUUGAUGCGUGAAAACAGUCUUGUACGCGAGAAUAGGACACGAAAUAAGGGAAACCAAUGGAGAAACUAUCCUUAGCCACGUGACCACCGCCGACCAAUGAGAGCGAAGAAGCCUCGUUUAUACUCGGAAAUUUUCUGACAAGCGUAGAAAACUUUUCAUCAACAGCCGCCAUUUUGACUUACUUCACUGUGUUGAAAUUUGGAAAUUAUUCUUGAAAUUUGCAGUUGUUUCUGACCUCCUAGUGAGAUUUAUUUGGAAUAAUCAAGUGCGGUAAUGUUCGAUGUGUGGUUCUACCUCGAUUAAGUGUGUUAUUUUGUGCCGAUGCUCGGAAAAUAUUGUGCAUUAUACUCGGGAUCAUUGUGCAAGUUCCGAGCGAAGAUGGAGAGUGGAACCCAGUAAGCCUAUCGGCCGACUAGGGGCUUCUUUUUGUCCGAUGGUUGACUUCGGGUUCUUAAUAUGUCCUUUGAAGGAUAUAAUGAGCCCAGAACUGAUGGCAUGAUCAAACCCAGGCGUCCUUCCAAGCGAGUGUGGGCUAAUAAGCCAUGUGUACGGGAUAUAAGUCGCAGUAAAACAGAAACUUAGGCUAGAGGGCACGGCUUUUGUAAACAGGGUGAUCAUGGGCGACCAUCUAGUGGACGGACCGCCAAACAAGCGGCCAAAGCUGGGCGAUUUUCAACCCAGCCAAGAUUCAACGGGCUUAUUUGAUGGGUCAGAUAUGUUUGACAUUGAAAAUGAUCUACCCGAUGAAUUAAUGAGUAUGAGCCAACAAUGGGGUGGUUCAGGCGAUACCCUUUCAACCACCAACAAAGUUCAUGCUACAGGACCUGGUCCUGGUCCAGGGGGGCCGGGUAUGGGACUAGGUGGUCCAGGGGGUGGUCCUGGAGGCGUACAGCAGGGUCCUACAGGGCCUACAGGGCCUGGUGGACACGCUCCGAAUGUUCUCCAGAAUGGAGCAGUGGAUCCCACUGGACAGAAUCAGGGAGUAACGCCUCACCAGAUAGCUCACCAUUUGCAACUCCAACAACAGGGCAAUAAAAAUCUAGUAGCCAAUUCUAUUGCACUUCAACAGCAAGCAGGAAACAAGAACCCAAAUACCAUGCAAAUUCCUCCCAAUGUUGCAGUGAGCAAAACAGGAAUAGGAAAUGUUGUUGUCAGUGGUGACCCUAAUAUGGUGGUUAGCAUUGGUAUGGCUAAUGCCAAUUCAAUGCAGUCCUCAGUCUCUAAUGUCAUGUCUGGCGUUGGUCUCAGCAGUGGAGCAAGUGGUGGAUUCCAAAAAAUUUCAGGGAUGAUGAUGGGCAAUUCCGGUGCCAUUAAUUCAUUGGGCGGAAUGGCAGGUGGUGGAUUAGUUGUGAACAGCCUGAACAAGGCCUCACAGCCAGUCACUAUGAUGAGUGGUGGUCCACCUGGACCUCAAGGACCUCACCAUCCGCCCCUUCCAUGUGGAAAUGUUGUGCCUGGACCUCCUCAUCAAAACGGACCAAUCAUGAGGCUACAACUUCAACAACAGCAACAGCAGCAGCAGCAGCAGCAGAUGGUGGCGAGAGGCCAAUCGCCUCAUCAGGUGCAUGUUGGACUUAAUGUUGCUGGGCCUCGCAUGCAAGGUCCAGGCAUGCCCAAUAUUGGGCAAAUGCCAGGAGCCAUGGGAGCUGGGGGCCCCUAUGGUUAUGGCUCACCUAAUGCACCUGCACCAAAUGCUGGUGUUGUUGCUCCUCAGCAGCGAGGUGUUGGUCCAAAUAUGGUUCCACUUCCUCAGCAAAGAUUUGGUGGUUCUGGUCCUCCUAUUGUUGGAGGCAAUGAAGGUGGUAUGGCUCAGCAAGCUCAACCACCUGCCCCUUCACCUGCUCAACCCCAGUCAGGUGCUCCCAGUGGUGGACAGCCAGGCCCCCAAGCAGCUACUCAAGGUGCACAGAACCCCGGGAAGCCAGGUGUUCCUCAGUCAACACCUUCAGCUGCUGAUCCUGAAAAACGCAAACUAAUUCAGCAGCAGCUUGUGUUGCUACUUCAUGCCCACAAAUGUCAAAGGAGAGAGCUAACUAAUGGGGAGUCUACUAAUUGUCAGCUUCCACAUUGUAAUACUAUGAAAGGUGUGCUACAACACAUGACCAGCUGUCAGGCUGGUAAACAAUGUCCCAUGCCUCAUUGCUCAUCAUCCAGACAAAUCAUCAGCCAUUGGAAACAUUGCUCGAGAGCAGACUGUCCUGUAUGCUUACCAUUGAAACAGGCACCAAAGGAUAACUUAGUUGUCAAUCAGCCUGCUGCUAAUUCUCAACCUAACCCAUCCCAAGCGGACAUGAGAAGAGCAUAUGAGUCUUUAGGUUUUAAUGUGGGCAAUAUUGUUACUCCAGCCCCUCCGGGGCCGAGACCACGUCCACCCGUGCCGCCUCAAGUUCCUGGUGCCAUCAACCCAUCUCAAGCACCGCCCAACAUGUCACUCAAUAGAUUAGCAAUUGUACAGCAGCCAACUCCACCUGCAACUAAUGUGCCCGGGUCGGGUCCUGGACAUCCCCCUCUUUCUGUAGCAAGUGAUCCCACAAAUAGUACACCUCAAGUCUCAGCUCCUGGUCAGGCACCCACUCAAACACCCACAAGCUUACAACAGCAACAGCAGCAACAGCAACAACAGCAGCAACAACAACAGCAGCAGCAACAUAUGCAAAUCUUUAGUAGCCUACCUGGUCCUAAUGGUGAAACUCCAGGCAAUCCAAAUAAUUUGCAGUUACCUCAAGGGUUGCAAGCCAGUCAAGUCACUGCUAUGUCAGUGCCUGGUACCAAAGAAUGGCAUCAGUCUGUCACACCUGACUUGCGCAACCAUCUAGUACACAAAUUAGUGCAAGCAAUUUUCCCAACCCCUGACCCUACUGCAAUGUUGGAUAAAAGAAUGCACAACUUGGUUGCUUAUGCUAGAAAAGUGGAAGGCGACAUGUAUGAGGUGGCCAAUUCAAGGUCAGAAUAUUAUCACCUCCUUGCUGAAAAAAUUUACAAAAUUCAAAAAGAAUUGGAGGAAAAGAGGCAAAAACGCAAGGAGCAGCAGCAAUUGCAGCAGCAGGCUCAACAGAACAACCAACAGCAGCCACCUCAACAGCAACAACAACAACAACCACCACUUCAGCAGCAGGUCCCCCCACAAAUGCCUCAUCCCUUGAGACCGAAUGCUCCCCGCCCGGUCGGUGCUGCUCCACAAGGUAUGAAUCAAGGUAUCAGUCAGAUGGGCAACGUUGGUAUUCGGAUGCCGUCACUUUUGCCUGGUCAGAUCCCUCCUGGCCAGUUAGGAUCUUUGCCGGGUCCAAGUCCUGAUGGCUCACAGAAUAUGGUGCCAGGCCCUGGAGGCCCAGGUGGCCCUGGUUUGUCACCCUUUUCCUCAGCAACAACUACAGCUAGUCAAUUUUCAGGAAAUAAUGGUGUUGGUGGGCUAAUUACUCAGCAAGGUCCUCAGUACCCUGACAUGAUCAAAAGACAUCCUGGUGCUCCCGGUGCUAAUAAUACAGUCCCUAAUAGUACUGCUAAUGCCCAGUCCACCUUAGGGUUUAACAACUUGCCAGCUCAGCAACCUAAUCAGCAAGGAGCUGCCCAAGCACAACUACUCUCUCAGGGUCCUGGGCAAGGACCUCAGCCGCAGCCUCUUCCCAGUCCCCAAUUCUCAUCUCCACCUCCAGGCUCACAGUUGCCCAGGCUGCCUAUGCCUCCCACACCCACAAGUCAAGAUGGUCACAUACCCAACUCAUCAAUGCUGGUCUCCAGCUCGCCGUCACCAGGCCUCACACCUACUUCAAAUGGCCUUCCAGGUGCCGGUCCUGUUCAGGGACCCCAGGUCUCUGCCGCGACCCCUGCGUCGCUCUCUUCACAUCAAUCUCUUUCGGGCCUCGGCCUUAUGGCUUCCACCACUGUAGCUGCCUCCAAUUCUGUGCCAACACCAGGGUCAGCAGUGUCCACAAAUGCAUCCAACACCAUGUUAGUAUCCACAACUGCGUCCUCAAGCCCAGCACCUCCUACCCCUAGCUCACCAGCUGCCCCUCUAAGUGGUGCUCUGGCUGGCAUGGGCAAGGGAGGAGGAACUAGCAAUGGAGCAACUAGCAGGCCUACUCAGAGAUCCAGUUCCAUGUCAAGUCAAAUGUCUGCUCUGACUGCUGCUCUUGAAAGGGACCAGGACUCUCCUCCUUCAAACAAUAAUGUCGGAAAGAAUAUAAAAGAAGAAAAAUAUGAUGACGAUUCUCAGGCGGAUGGCAAGGGCAGUGGCAAACUGAAGCAGGAAAUAAAGGCAGAGCCCAUGGAUGAAUCAAGCGCGGAGAACUCAUCUAUAACAGUCAAGGAAGAAUCUGUGAAGCAAGAGCCAGGUAGUCCUAUGCGUAACAGUGUAUCACACAGUAUUGCUCCGUCUGACAACAAAGACCUCAUGGAUAUUAAAGACAUCAAGCCUGUUGUCUCAGAACCUGUUGCCAGUAGUAGUGCUCCAGGAGCUCCUCCAGAAAAAAGAAAAUGCUCAUUUAAGCCAGAUGAACUUCGUGUGGCUUUGAUGCCCACAUUAGAAAAACUGUUUAGGCAGGAUCCAGAAUCAAUACCCUUUAGACAGCCUGUUGACCCACAAUCAUUAAAUAUUCCUGAUUACUUUGAUAUAGUCAGGAAACCUAUGGAUUUGUCAACAGUGAAAAAGAAACUGGACACUGGCAAGUACUCUGAUCCGUGGGAAUAUGUCGAUGAUGUGUGGUUGAUGUUUGAAAAUGCAUGGCUGUACAAUAGGAAGACAUCAAGAGUUUACAGAUAUUGCACCAAGCUUUCCGAAGUAUUUGAACAAGAAAUUGACCCUGUCAUGCAGGCAUUAGGGUACUGUUGUGGGCGCAAAUAUACUUUUAAUCCCCAGGUUUUGUGUUGUUAUGGGAAAACGAUGUGUACCAUAUCCCGUGAUGCAAAAUACUUCAGUUACCAAAAUAGGUAUACAUUCUGUCAAAAGUGCUUCAAUGAUAUUCCUGGUGACACUGUUACAUUAGGAGAUGACCCCACCCAAACACAAACUGUAAUCAAGAAGGAUCAGUUUAAGGAAAUGAAAAAUGAUCAUCUCGAAGCUGAACCCUUCGUUGAUUGUGGAGACUGCGGUCGCAAGCUUCAUCAAAUUUGUGUUCUUCAUAUGGAGAAUAUCUGGCCUCAAGGAUUUGUAUGUGAUAAUUGCCUUAAAAAGAAAGCUGGUAAAAGGAAAGAUAAUAAAUUUAAUGCCAAAAGACUUCCGCCAUCCAAGCUUGGAUCAUAUAUUGAGACACGUGUUAAUAAUUUCCUGAAGAAGAAAGAGGCAGGAGCUGGUGAAGUAGCUAUUCGAGUUGUAUCAAGCUCAGACAAGAUGGUUGAAGUAAAACCUGGAAUGCGGAGUAGAUUUGUCGAAAGUGGAGACCUUUCUGAACAAUUCCCAUACAGAGCUAAAGCUCUAUUUGCCUUCGAAGAAGUUGAUGGAACAGAUGUGUGCUUCUUUGGCAUGCAUGUUCAAGAAUAUGGUUCUGAGUGCCCCAACCCUAACACUAGAAGAGUUUAUAUUGCUUAUCUCGACUCAGUUCAUUUUUUUAAGCCGAGACAAUUCAGAACAGCAGUUUAUCAUGAAAUUUUGCUAGGCUACCUUGACUAUGUCAAACAAUUAGGGUACACAAUGGCUCAUAUUUGGGCAUGUCCACCCUCUGAAGGGGAUGACUACAUUUUCCAUUGCCAUCCACAAGAUCAGAAAGUUCCAAAGCCAAAACGUUUGCAAGAAUGGUACAAGAAGAUGUUAGAUAAGGGUAUUAUUGAACGAGUUGUAUUAGAUUACAAAGAUAUUUUGAAACAAGCUAUGGAAGACAAAUUAAGUUCUGCUGCUGAUUUGCCUUAUUUUGAGGGAGAUUUCUGGCCAAAUGUCCUUGAGGAAUCAAUCAAAGAAUUGGACCAGGAAGAGGAAGAGAAAAGAAAGCAGGCUGAGGCUGCUGAAGCUGCAGCUGCUGCUAAUGCUGAAGAUAGUGAAGAUGGUAUUGGACCAGAUGGCAAGAAAAAGGGUUCCUCUAAGAAAGCCAAGAACUCAAAGAAAUCAAAAUCAAAUCAACGUAAAAAUAGCAAAAAGUCCAGUGCCCAAGAAACUGGUAAUGACCUGUCUGCCAAAAUCUUUGCUACGAUGGAGAAGCAUAAGGAAGUUUUCUUUGUUAUCCGUUUGCAUUCAGCCCAGUCAGCAGCUAGCUUGGCAGCCAUUCAGGACCCUGACCCUUUUAUUAACUGUGAUCUUAUGGAUGGUCGGGAUGCAUUCUUGACCAUGGCUAGGGAGAGGCAUUAUGAAUUUUCAUCUCUUAGAAGAGCAAAGUUUUCAUCAAUGGCAAUGUUGUAUGAGCUACAUAAUCAAGGGCAGGACCGCUUUGUAUAUACCUGUAAUAAUUGCAAGAGCCAUGUGGAAACAAGAUGGCACUGUACUAUUUGUGAUGACUUUGAUCUCUGUAUUGCGUGUUAUGACAAACCUGGUCAUAAUCACAGAAUGGAGAAACUUGGUUUGGAUAUUGACGAUGGUUCAUUACCGUAUGACAACAAGCAGGUUAACCCACAAGAGGCAAGAAAACUGUCAAUUCAGCGUUGCAUCGCUUCUCUGGUGCAUGCCUGCCAGUGUCGCGAUGCUAACUGUAGAUUACCAAGCUGUCAGAAGAUGAAGAGAGUUGUACAACACACCAAAAUGUGCAAAAGAAAAACCAAUGGUGGUUGUCCUAUCUGCAAGCAGCUUAUUGCGUUGUGUUGUUAUCAUGCCAAGUACUGCACGGAUACAAAGUGCCCUGUUCCAUUCUGUCCAAACAUUAAACACAAGAUGAAGCAGCAGCAAUUGCAACAGAGAGUGCAACAAGCUCAGUUGUUGAGGAGACGAAUGGCUGUGAUGAACUCAAGACCAACUGCUCAGACAAGUUCUGUCGUAUCAUCUAACACAGUUUCAAGCGCUCCUAACAACGCUGUAUCAGCUAUGGCCAGUGGUGCAGUUAGUCCAGUUUCUGUUAGUGCUGGCCAAGGCUUGCAGCCAAGCCAGCCCAAUGUUCCACCACAAGGAGUUGUUCCUUCAAUGAUGCAACAGCAUCAGCCGGGUGUAGGAAUAAAGCCAGGAACCCAAACACCUCCUGCUAAUGUUCUUCAAGUGGUAAAGCAGGUCCAAGAGGAAGCUGCUCGUCAACAAGCUCCUCACACGGCUGUGGGGUAUGGUAAAGGUGUUCCUCCUAACGUCAUGGCGCCGCCCAUGCAGAGGCCAAUGGGACAGAUUGGUCCAGUUCAAGGUGGACCCAUUGGUCCAGGUGGUCAAAUGUUACCAACAAUGGAUAACUGGAAUGCCAAUCGGUAUCCCUCCAAUGUUGCCCUUCAACCCAAUUCAGGGCUCAGACAACCUGCUCCACAGAACCAACAUCAACAACAGUUGAUGCAACAACAACAGCAACAACAGGUUCAACAGCAGCAGCAACAAGUUCAACAGCCAAUGCAACAGCAGCAGGUGCAACAGCAAAUGCAACAGCAGCAGAUGGUGGUUGGUGGGGUACCGCAGCAGCAACAGCAGCAGCAGCCUGGUAUGAUGGUUGGACCCGGUCAGAUGAAUCCAGGCGUGGCUGGUCCUCAGCCUGGUCCAGGCCCAGGUCCUGGUGUGGCAGGUGGCAUCCGACAACCUGGUAUGCCAGGUAUGCAGCAAGGGCAGCCAGGAGGCAAGAUGGCACUUCAGCAGCUUCUGGCCACUCUCAAGUCGCCCAACACUCCUGAUCAACAACAGCAAAUCCUCCAAAUUCUGAAGAGUAACCCACAACUAAUGGCAGCCUUCAUCAAGCAGCGACAGGCUCACCAAGCUCAGCAGGCGCAACAACAGGGUGGCCCUGGGCAACAACCUCAACUUGGACCACAACAGGUCCAACAACAAGUGCAAGUUCAACAGCAACAGCAGGUGCACCAGCAGCAGAUGCCGCAGCAACAGGUCCAACAACAGCAGCAGCAACAACAGCAGCAGCAGCAACAACAGCAACAGCACAUGUUACAGCAGCAACAAAGUAUGAUGCAGCAGCAACAGCAGAAUCAGAUGCGGCAAAAUAUGAUGCAGCAGCAGCAGCAACAACAACAGCAGCAGCAACAGCAACAGCAGGGCCAGCAACACAUGAUGACGCCACAGCAACAGCAACAUCAACACCAACAGUGGAUCCAACAGCAGCAAAUGCUGGCCUUGAAGCAGCGUCAGCAACAGCACCAGCAACAGCAACAGCAGCAGCAACAACAGCAACAACAGCAGCAGGUGUUCCAGCAACCGACCGGCUUCCCCCAACAGAGGUUACCUGGCAUCAGACCACAGGUGCCUCAAGGCGUUGGGCACAUGAACUGGGAGCAGCAGUAUGUGAUGCAAGGCAUGAAGCCUACCCCUGCCCCCGUCGUGUCGCCGCACGGACAGCCCCACCCCGGGGGCGUUCCGCACCCCGGUCCCCAUCCGGGUGGCGUGCCCCAUGUUGGCGGCGUGAUGGGCCCUCCCAACCACAACAUGCAGCAGCUGAUGCAGACGGUGAGGUCGCCCCCGCCCAUCCGCUCGCCCAUCCCACAGCCGAACGCCUCUCCGCGGCCGGCCCCUCUCACGUCACCUCGCAACCAGCCUGUGCCUUCGCCCUCCGGGGAGAUGAUGCUGUCUGCCCCCCAUCCGCAUCCCCAUUCUCACCCUCAUCCCCACCUUCCGCACCAGUCGCCUGGGCCCUCACCCUCAUCACAAGGACCGGUGCCUGACCCUAACGAUAUGACUCCCAUGACGCCCCAGGAUCAGCUGUCCAAAUUCGUUGAGCAAUUAUAGCAUGACGGUUACUUAAAAGAGAAGAUGAACUGAGUAUUUUUUUUUAAUUACUUUUACAUUUAAAGUAAAGGACUGUGUAAAGGAUUCUUACAAUGGUUCUCUCUGGAGGCCAAAGCGAACCAGGAACUGGAUUCGUUGAAAGUAAUAGUAUUAUUAUUAAAUGAAUUU
Frankliniella occidentalis (western flower thrips) is the source of this 8990-nucleotide messenger RNA. It is a transcript of the gene nej, whose product is annotated as histone acetyltransferase p300. Lineage: Eukaryota; Metazoa; Arthropoda; Insecta; Thysanoptera; Thripidae. The transcript has 23 exons. The record is from RefSeq and is a predicted model, not a curated record. Gene Ontology annotation, cellular component: transcription regulator complex; histone acetyltransferase complex; nucleus. Gene Ontology annotation, biological process: positive regulation of transcription by RNA polymerase II; tRNA aminoacylation for protein translation. The coding region runs from base 663 to 8822 and encodes 2719 amino acids. Gene Ontology annotation, molecular function: ATP binding; transcription coactivator activity; protein binding.